This is a messenger RNA of Alnus glutinosa, 1758 nucleotides long. Its product is annotated as proline-rich receptor-like protein kinase PERK1. The record is from RefSeq and is a predicted model, not a curated record. NCBI's taxonomy places the organism in Eukaryota, Viridiplantae, Streptophyta, Magnoliopsida, Fagales, Betulaceae. Gene Ontology annotation, molecular function: protein kinase activity; ATP binding. Gene Ontology annotation, biological process: protein phosphorylation. Bases 148 to 1572 code for a protein of 474 amino acids. The transcript has 9 exons.
UCGCCGCCGGCGCCGGAGCCGGAGUCCCCUACGACGUUGGCGCCGCCGCAGGAGUCCCCUACGACGUCGGCGCCGCCGCCGAACGGGGGCUUCGCAACGGGGGCGCUGGUGGGGAUAGUGAUAGGAGGGUUAAUUGUGCUUGUGGGCAUGUGCAUUUUCGUCAUUUUCUAUAGGAGAAGGAAUCGGAGAAACCGACCUGAAAAUGUUGACUCCGAAGGUCCUCCACAAGGACCUAAAAAUGACACUAUUGGUGGCCCACCUCAGCAUUCGCAACAAAAUGCUCCACCACCAAAAGAUGGUAAAGUAACAUUGUUUCCCGAGCCAACUCUUCCCCCUGGAGUUGCAUCAAGUCCCCAGCUGUUACAAGUCUCCACCCCUACUGCACAUUCUUCGGCAAGUAGCAGUUUGGGCUAUGAGAAACCAAUCUCAUCACCUUCCCCUGGCUAUGCCUUAGGUCUUUCACAAAGUACAUUUUCAUAUAAGGAAUUAGCCAUUGCAACAAAUGGUUUCUCCAGUGCCAACCUCCUUGGUGAAGGUGGUUUCGGUUUUGUUCAUAAAGGAGUCCUUCCUAAUGGGAAAGUGGUUGCAAUUAAGCAGCUGAAAUCUGGCAGUGCACAGGGGGAGCGUGAAUUUGUGGCAGAGGUUGAGGUCAUUAGUCGUGUCCAUCACAAGCACCUUGUUUCACUGGUUGGAUACUGCAUUUCGAAGGCACAAAGAUUGCUUGUUUAUGAGUUUGUCCCCAACUACACCUUGCAUUUUCAUCUACAUGGAAAGAAGAGGCCAACUAUGAACUGGCCAACCAGAAUGAAAAUAGCUCUGGGCUCUGCAAAAGGAUUGGCAUAUCUGCAUGAGGACUGUCAACCCAAGAUUAUUCACCGUGACAUCAAGGCUGCUAAUAUUCUUCUUGAAUAUAACUUUGAUGCGAAGGUUGCAGAUUUCGGGCUUGCCAAGUUUUCAUUAGAUACUGAUACUCAUGUCUCCACUCGGGUAAUGGGAACUUUUGGUUACUUGGCUCCAGAGUACGCUGCAAGCGGAAAGCUCACUUAUAAGUCAGAUGUCUUCUCCUUUGGAGUUGUACUUUUGGAGUUGAUUACCGGACGCCAACCUCUUGAUAAAACUCAAUCCUUCACUGAUGAUAGCAUGGUUGAGUGGGCAAGGCCUUUGCUCGCGCAAGCUUUAGAAAAUGGAAAUUUUGAUGCUCUUGUUGAACCGAGGUUGCAGAAUGAUUACAACUCUGGUGAAAUGGCACGAAUGGUUGCUUGUGCUGCUGCUUGCGUGCGUCAUUCAGCUCGGUAUCGGCCAAGAAUGAGCCAGAUAGUUCGAGCUUUGGAAGGAAACCUUCCUCUAGAUGAUCUAAAUGAGGGAAUGAAACCUGAAAACAACAGAGCAAUCGGUUCGUUUGAGAGUAGCCAAGAGCAAUUUACCAGUGAGUGCAGUGGACCUAGCAGCGAUUCUGCUCUGCUCCAAUUUGUCUCAAGUAGCGAAGGCCAACAAACUACCCAAGAGAUGGAAUUGGGGAAACUCAAGAAUGAUGCCCAAGACUUUGAUUAUUAUGCCACCAUGACUCCAUGAGCAACAAGAACAGAACCCAACUAUUUAAUGGUAGUUUUGGUUGAUUUUUUACUAUUUUCUGAUAUAGUUAGUUAAUCUAUAAAUAGAAUCCUUGUAAUGGUUGGACAGCUCUAUGGAGAGGAAGAUUCAACAGCGUGGAAUCUGGCUGUAUAAUUCUCAUGUUUAAUGUGAUUCAGGUUGUCAUCA